Myxocyprinus asiaticus (Chinese sucker) is the source of this 4863-nucleotide messenger RNA. RefSeq lists its product as uncharacterized. Bases 815 to 2467 code for a protein of 550 amino acids. Gene Ontology annotation, biological process: positive regulation of cell population proliferation; positive regulation of phosphatidylinositol 3-kinase/protein kinase B signal transduction; positive regulation of MAP kinase activity. The transcript is spliced from 7 exons. Gene Ontology annotation, cellular component: membrane. NCBI's taxonomy places the organism in Eukaryota, Metazoa, Chordata, Actinopteri, Cypriniformes, Catostomidae. The record is from RefSeq and is a predicted model, not a curated record. Gene Ontology annotation, molecular function: growth factor activity; platelet-derived growth factor receptor binding.
CAACGUAGCACAGACAGCUCGCGCGGGGCCGUGCACGCGCAGGACGUUGAUAAGAAAAUUGCAAGACAUUAGUUAUAUAUAACAUAUAUACUGUAUGUCACUUUCAUUAGAGCCAAUGUGAAGAACUGGACGAAGGGAUUCGCGUGUAUUACACAUGGAGCGUCUUGGAUUGGAAAGGCUAUUAUAUACUAUAACUGCUGAUACUUUAUUAACGGUGAUGUAAAGUUAAGAGUAAUUGAGGAUUUUGUAGGCUACCGGACAAAGGACAGCACAUGUAUCACUUUAUAUUCAAGAAUGUCCUAUUUUGUUUUUAUUUUUAUUUUUUUUUUAGAUUUUUAAAAAGUCUAAUUUGACUUUUAAGGCAUUUUUUAACGCCUGAACAGGUAUUUUACACAAUGUUCUCCAUACUUUUUAAUCUCAGAUAAUAUAAUUAGAGGUAUUUUAAUUAGUCUGGACCAUGUGAAAUAAUUUAGUGAGUGUAAAUAACCAGCUGUGGAAUCCGGGAUUUUGGUGCAUUGCCGGGAAAACUCUUUUCGCUUUAAUCCGCAAACUGCCUCUCAAAGGACUUCAAAUGGGCCGCUUGCUCCUCAGAAAAGAGACUCAUUCUGCUGUGGAGGGUAAUUUGAAUGUUUGCGCACCGAGAGGAAUGUCGAGCCUGCACAGCCGCUGAAGGACUCAAUACUGCUGCUUAAUUAACCCGAUAUUUGAUCACUAGCCGCAGCCGCCGCUGUCCGGCCCCAGGUGCUGAGCGUCCCGUGCGCGCUUCUCUCAAUGCGCACUGUCCCGCGGAGCCCUGCAGCGGCACGGCAGCAAGAUGAGCUCGCGGAUCCCGCUUCUUCUCGCAGUGCUUGCGGCGGCGUGUCUUCGGAUCGGCAGUGCAGAGGUGGAUCCUCUCCCAGCUGCUGUGGUUGAGUUGGUGAAGGGUGGUUCACUGACCUCUAUGCAGGAUCUGCAGUUUCUGCUGUUGUCUGAGUCCAUCGAGAUCGAGCCAGACAGUCACUAUGACAACGACACCAGCAGUCGUCUGCCACGGAGUCUUCUCGAUGCUCAGCCUGCUCAGCAAGCCAUCUGUAAGGUCAGGACAGAGGUCAUCGAGGUCACCCGCUCCAUGUUGGACCGAAGUAAUGCAAAUUUCCUGUUGUGGCCUCCAUGUGUAGAGGUGCAGAGGUGUUCAGGGUGCUGUAAUACUAAGAGCCUGCAGUGUGUUCCUGUACUUACACACACACGAUACCUACAGGUGAUGAAGAUACAGUAUGUGAACAAGCAGCCGCUCUACGAUAAAGCCAUCGUCUCUGUCCUCGACCACGUUGAGUGCCGCUGUCAGCCACCCCCUCGUUCCACCCAGCGUAGGAAAUCGUCUGCCACCAAACAGGUAGCGCGGGAUCGCUUGGGGAAACCUCACUUUAAAGAUGAGCUCCACCGCAGGGAUGAACUCAAACACAACCAGAGGCUCAGCCUGGAGGACCUUCUGAGCCAAAGCUGGCUGCCCAAGGAGAGGCUCUCUGAAUCGGGAGCACCGGAUGCCUUCAACCCCUCUGGAGAGAUCAAGCUGUCUUUUGGCCGUGAUGGCUGGGGUCUGAAUGAGACGCAGUAUGGAGGGAGCAAAGGUCAUCUCCAUUACCCUAGGGACAGAUGGAGACAUCAUGGAAACAUGAAUGACACAAAGGUGUCUCCACUGCCAUAUCAUACAGAGCGAGAAGAUACUGAGAAGGUUGAUUCUUCACUGCUUAAUGUUACAAAGGCCAGUGAAAGAGAGCUAUCAAAUGCCCAAAUUGAAUCACAGGCUAAUGCUAACCAAAGUAUAACCAAUCUAACAUCUGAAUAUGAGACUGGUUUAAUGGAACCGACCAAUAAGACUUUUAACCAUCACUCAAAUCUCAUGCAAGAAAUCAACCACACCAAUAGUGAAGAAAUCGAACAUUUACAAAGACAUGAACCCAACUUUACAGCAUGGACCAAUCAGAAUCAUGAACAUAAGGCCCCGCCAACAGAACUGACCAAUCAGACCGAUCAGCUCACCUCAAACACCACACAAAUAUCCAAUCAAAAUCUAGGAGAUGUGUUUCUGUCUUCAGAGGAGAACAGUAAGAAUGUGAGAGGUGAUGAGACUUCAGACGUAGGGAGUAGAGAGGAGGAGAAGAGAAGUUCCAGCCCACAAGUGGAGAGAAAAGCAAAAGAGAUGGAAGAACUUUUGUUACUUCACAAACCGCUAGGUGAAGAAAAACACAAACAUCACCUCAAAGUACAGCAAACAAGUACACAACAGGACGACAAACUACAACAGCUCCACCACAAACAUAAACAUGACCACACAACCACAACCACACAACGAACAGGAUCCACAUCUCCUCCUCCACAACGGUCCCCUCCACGCACACCUCCCAAACCAACUCCUCACCCCAUAAAACGGAGGAGAAAACAGCGCAACCGCAUCAGCAAAUCUGCCAUGAGAGCGCUGCUCAUGUAGCACAAACACACACAGACAGAUGUUCAGAUGGGUGCUAUCUCGCCUCCCUAACAUUCUGCCUAACAUCUCGUUUUGUGUUUCAUGGAAGAAAGAAAGUCACAAGGAAGUAUGCUGUCCAAAAACAGCCUCCUACAAACUGCUGUUCUCACUGAAUUGGACCAUUCUUGCAGGUUCUUCUUCACAUUUUCAUCAAAUGAAGAUUCUCUCUCAAUGCUCCAGUUGGCUCCUUUAGAAUGGACCUUCAAUCUGAAAAAUGGAACCAAGACUGGGACUUAAGGAGCAUGUUAAUUAGAAAGUUCAGAACAUUGGAAGUAAAGAGGUUGAGAACAUUGGAGAAGAAUAUUGGAAUGAAAAAUAUAAUGCUGGGUAACUGCAGCAGACCAGAGUCUGUUCCUGUCUGGGUAAAAUAUGGAAAAGAAUGGCCUGACAAAACCCAUAACCACCAUUUUCCUCGUAACUACUAUCUAUCACUAUAAAAGUUCAAACCUAUGCUCCAUCUCACUUUUUUUUUUUUUUUUUGCCACUCCAUAUGAAAGCAGUUGACUUUUUUCUUUUAUUUUGGAACCAAUGAUAAUCAAGUCUUGAAUAGAAAAAAACACUAGGAUUGAUGGUGAUUUCAAGAAACAUUUGAUAAAUGAACCAUAUAUUUUUUUGGGCAGAAAUGGUAUUAUCAUCAAAGAAGACCAGAAAGAAAUCUUUUAGGAAGUGUCAAAUGUGACAAAAAAUUUUUAUGUCAUAUUUAUUCAAAUUAUGUGGUUUUACCUAAAACGGACAGACAGAGAGAAAGCUUGAUCAACUUGAUUAACAGAAAUUUUAUUUUAAUACAUUACCAGCCAAAACCCCAAACUACCUUUUCUAUAAAUUGUUUGUUGAAUUAUUUUUUUAAAUGAUUAUUUAAGCGAUUCUUAACACUGGAAAUUCACACAGGAUAAAGAAAGAGACUGUUUAUAUCUCUAAUAAUUCUUCAUACCUCUAAGAGUGUAAAUGUGCUACAUUAUCACACAAAAGCAUUAAGAGUUUUUCAUUAAUAUUAUUUAUUCUGUGUAAAUCUUCUAUUCUGUUCACAGCAGACCCAGUGUUUUGUCUUAGUCUUACAAAUCACUCACCAAAAGACCAAAAUGUGGAUUUUUGUAGUAUGUUCAUGUACAGGUCAAUAUCUAUGUUGGAUCUUUACUAAAAAUUCAGAUGGUGCAGAAUUUGCACUCAUUUUAAUGCAUUGAAUAAAACUGAAACACUAACCAUCAAGGUGUAACGGAUGCUCUCCUUUUUACCUUUGCUGAUUUGACAGAGGGUUCUGAUUACAUUUCAGCACAUUGGGAUAGUUCACUCAAAAAGGAAAAUUCUGUUAUCAUACACAUCCUUAUUUGUAAGUAAAUUACAUUAUUUGCAUUUUUACACAAACUAUACUUUAACACACUCAAACCAUUUUACAAAACUCAGCCCAGCCUGGUAGAGUCCCAUGGCCGUAUAAAUGCUAAAAUGGGAUGUCCCAGAGGUUUUUGGUGCUGCUGUGUCUAGAAUAUUUAUUGUCUAUCACUAAAUGAAGUUCCACUGGCAGUCAGAGGUCUUUAGCGGAAAAGUUUAUUCCGUUGUUACUCCGGGGAGUCAUGUUGUUUGUAUUUGUAUUUGGGAAGGUGACAAAUAUGUUCCUGCACUAAAGGAUCCUGAUUAAAAUUCCCCUGUUAGCUGAGCAUAAAGCGGCCAAGAGGCUUUUUCUCAAGGGCACUGACAGAUCUACAGUCUUAAGUUGAGUUUUCUUGAAACAAACUGUGGUUUUAAGGGUAAUAUUUUUUUUUUUGUGUGAAUGUUUUAGGAUCCCUGACAUCUAGCUGUGAUAACAAAAUACAUUAAUGUUGAUAACAGUACAUUACGCUUGACCAGCAUAUAUGCAAUGCAAAAAAUUACCCAUCAUACUGUUUAUUUUUGUUUGGUCUGCAUAUGAAUGGUUGUGAGGGUGUCCUGCUUCGCUGCGGCCCACCCGGACAGACAGACGCACUCCUUCAUUUCAUAUCUGACUUGCUCCCUUGAUAACAGGAAUUUAUGUACUGAAUUAAUGGCAUUAAUUAUACAUUCCCUGCAUUCCUCCUGGAGUAGAGAGGCAGUGAGAGUCAGUUAAUGAACUCAGAGUUGGUACUGUAGCCUAAUUCACAACCUAAUACUUGAAGAUGUUCAGAUGAGCUUCAGACAAUUUGAUAUUUUGAUGUAUGAAUUUCUGGAUGGGAAUUUAACUUAAUCAUGGAAUAAAUUUCAUUCUAAAUGGCCAUUAAAACACUGAGAACCCUAUAAAGUAGCUGACUCUGGCAAAGGAUUUUAAAUGUGUAUGUACACUUACAUAGUGUAAAACCACUUUGCAAAUUUGUAUACAUAGGGAAUAUACAAAACCAAAAAGUGCCAAU